Batrachochytrium dendrobatidis JAM81 is the source of this 528-nucleotide messenger RNA. RefSeq lists its product as uncharacterized. The transcript has 4 exons. NCBI's taxonomy places the organism in Eukaryota, Fungi, Chytridiomycota, Chytridiomycetes, Rhizophydiales. The record is from RefSeq and is a predicted model, not a curated record. The coding region runs from base 1 to 528 and encodes 175 amino acids.
AUGACCGCUGCAGGAGUUGUCAGCAGCACAGCAUUACGCAUUGUCCAUCGUACAUGGAUUGACUAUUGGGAACGUUCACCGCACUACCCAGCCACCCCACACACUUCAAGCUGGCACAUAGAUCCCCGAUCCGUCAGAGUCGGAGGGAUGAUGAUGAUAUGGUCCAAUCAACUCAAAGUAUUAUGUGUUGAUGCAUUAAUGCAGCUAGUUUGUGUUACUCGAUUCCACGAGGUCGAUGCGUGCGGAGUCUGGGAUUCAAGUGUGCAAAACACUAUUCCCCAACCAACCAAUACUUGUGAAAAUGCACCACACCUUGCCGAAGCAAGCAUGAAUCCAGAAAGUUCAAAUCAGGAAAACAUAUAUACUGAUAUGUAUACAUCCAGCCCAAUCAGUCCAAUCAGUGCAAUCAAUGAUCCAAGAAUCCCUACUUCACCAAUCAUGACCCAACUCGGUACAAAUCAGGUCAAGUUUGAUCCAGAAACUCCAACAAAAACCAUCAAUCCGACCACUGAGCUGGCUGCUCGUUGA